AUGGACAAGGACUCUGCAGGCCAUCGUGCCCGCCUUGAAUCCAUAUUCAACGGUGAGGACAUCUUUGUGGACCCCAACACACUGGAACCCGAUCAAGACGCUACCAUGGACGGAUGGAAGAGCCUCGCAGGGAACUCUAAAGAGACCAACUCAAGCAAAGCACAAAACAUCUCGGCCAGGUCCAAAACCCAAGGCGGUACCGGCAAUGAAUCUAACAGCUCUGACGGACCGACUCUUCGCAAGACCCAGAUGGCCAAGCAGCAGCAGCAGCCGAGAUCUGGAUAUCGCCAUAUGUUGCGCGCCAAGAGGCCGAACACCAGCUCCAGCGACCUAGAUGUCGACAAUGUAAUGGCAGAGGAGGUCAGGCGGACCCAAGACACGACUUGGACAGGAUUGGGACAGGGUCAACUUGCGCCACGGGAGGAGUCGUUCACUUCUUGGUUACUUAUUGAAAAGUACCCGGCCAACUUCAUUGGAAACGGCAACCGGCCUGCAGCCUCCAAGUACUUUCAGACGCCGGCGAUUUAUAACAAUCAGAUUUGGGAUUUUUACUACAUUCAAAAUCCGGAUCCCGGAAGAUUGCCUGUCCUGCUUGUUCCGACAAAACAGCUGCAGCAUCUCCUCAACUAUACCAACGCCGCCCUAGGUAUCAACCUGACUAUCCCCAUCGGCAUUAACGCCGAUAAGUUCAGGGUCCGGUUCGGGCUGGGUGGUACACCCCGGCCUCGCUUUCUUGGACGAACAGCCAGCUUUGAUGAAUUUCUUGCCCUUCCAGACAUUAAAACGCUUCGCGAAAAUAACCCAUUAAACGGCGUUACAUCCCAAGCCCAGCAGCAGUUCCAGGAACUCAUACAUGGGCUGAGUAACGUUCAAACGUUCAAAAAGGGUGACGCAAAGAAAAAGAAACGAGCCAUCCAGCGAGUUGCGGAUCGUCAAAAAUGGGGCUUGACUACCAAACGAGUACAGCGUUAUCUAGGCCUUCGCCAGGGCAAGCAACAGUCUGUAGCCCAAGGAUUACAGAAUCUCACCUUGGGCAACUCUCGGGCAAAGCUUCCAUCCAACAUGAAGUUCGUCUGUGUCGACGUCGAGACUUAUGAGCUGAAUCACAACAUAGUCACCGAGAUCGGCAUCGCUGAAAUCGACACCUCCUCCCUCCGGGGCAUACCAGCCGGGGACAAGUCCCAGAGUUGGUUCAACCUGAUCCAGUCAUACCACUACGUGAUAAAGGAGAACUCGUGGGCCACGAACGGCCAGCAUGUAGCAAACAACCAACAGAACUUCAACUUUGGACAGUCGCAACUGGUUCCCAAGGCAAAAAUCGCCCAGCAAGUGGCUUCUCAUCUUGGUAUGCCCUCGUCGAGCUGGCCCGGUCAUAGAGACGCCUGUACUGUGCUCGUUGGCCAUGACAUAAUGGCCGAUGUAGAGCAUCUAGAGAAGAUCAACUACGAUGCGCGCAAAGUCCCCGACAUUUUUGAUGUGAUCGACACAGCGCACAUGUUUCAGCACUGGCGCCGGGAGCCCAAUGCAACCAGGUUGAGUCGCGUUCUGGAAAGCCUAGAGAUACGUCAUCGGUAUCUGCACAACGCCGGCAAUGAUGCUACGUACACUCUUCAGGCCAUGCUGGCAAUGGCCCAGGUGAUCCGACAGGAGAGUUUUGAUAGGGCCAUGGGCAAGAAGAUCGAGCGACCUUUCCAAGAGAAUGAGGUAGAUGCUGAAGGCGGCUGGAGCUCCGACGAAGCGAAUGACGGCGGCGAUCCUGUUGGCUUGCCCCGUGCAAACGGAUAUGACUCGGCUUGA
This is a messenger RNA of Pyricularia grisea, 1797 nucleotides long. RefSeq lists its product as uncharacterized. The transcript is spliced from 2 exons. Bases 1 to 1797 code for a protein of 598 amino acids. Gene Ontology annotation, molecular function: nucleic acid binding. The record is from RefSeq and is a predicted model, not a curated record. Gene Ontology annotation, cellular component: nucleus. Lineage: Eukaryota; Fungi; Ascomycota; Sordariomycetes; Magnaporthales; Pyriculariaceae.